This is a messenger RNA of Camelina sativa (false flax), 1944 nucleotides long. NCBI's taxonomy places the organism in Eukaryota, Viridiplantae, Streptophyta, Magnoliopsida, Brassicales, Brassicaceae. The record is from RefSeq and is a predicted model, not a curated record.
UUUAUAUUGUCGUCACUAAAUGAUGUCUUGGAGUUAAACACCUAUACCAUGAUUGCUUCUAAACUCACGUUAGCCUUUGAGAUACUAUCUGAGAAUCUGGAUAUCAAAUUAAUCUAACCAUGAGAGAAGAGACAGUGUCUUGGAAAUACUUUAAACGAGAUAUUGUGCCAUUCGCUGCUAUGGUCGCAGUCGAGUGUACCACGGUUGGAUCGAGCACACUGUUCAAAGCUGCUACCUUAAGAGGAUUUAGCUUUUAUGUCUUUGUGUUCUACUCUUAUGUUGGUGCUACACUUGUCCUUUUACUACUUUCCCUCAUCUUUGGAAGGUCAAGAAGUUUACCUUCAGCCAAGUCUCCUCUCUUCUUCAAGAUUUUCUUACUUGCUCUUCUCGGGCUCACGUCGCGGGUAGCUGGUUGUAAAGGUAUAGAAUAUAGCUCCCCUACUCUUUCCUCUGCUAUUAGCAAUCUUUCACCAGCUUUCACCUUCAUGCUUGCCGUCUUCUUCAGGAUGGAACAAGUAGUGUUGAGAAGCUCUGCAACUCAGGCUAAAAUCAUUGGGACAAUAGUAUCUAUAUCUGGUGCUCUGGUUAUUUUUCUGUAUAAAGGCCCAAAAAUUCUUGUUGCUGCAUCUUUUACUUCAUUCGAGUCAAGUUGGAUAACUGGAGGCCUUUUGCUUGGUUUACAAUUUUUGCUUCUUUCAGUCUGGUUUAUUCUUCAGACUCAUAUCAUGGAGAUAUAUCCUGAAGAGAUAGCUGUAGUCUUCUGCUACAACUUAUGUGCAAUGGUCAUCUCAGCGACAAUAUGUCUGAUUGUAGAAAAAGACUCGAGUUCUUGGCAGCUUAAACCUGGUUUUUCCCUUGCUUCAGUCAUAUACUCGGGACUCUUUGAUACAUCAUUGGGCUCAGUUAUUCACACAUGGGGUCUGCAUGUGAAGGGUCCGGUCUACGUAUCCUUGUUUAAGCCAUUGUCUAUUGCAAUCGCAGUCGCCAUGGCUGCUAUAUUCCUUGGCGAUGCUCUUCACCUUGGGAGUGUGAUUGGAUCAGUGAUACUAAGCUUUGGGUUUUACACUGUGAUUUGGGGCAAAGCAAGAGAAGAUGCAAUCAAAACAUAUAUUUCACAAGCUCUAUGAAGUUUCCCCUAUUAGCUGAUUCUACUGACUCAUCAUGACCUCAAAAAGGUAAUCCUUGCCGUAAUAAAUAUCUACAAACAUCAAUUGAAGCAUUCAAUCUGAUUCUGUAUUCAUUUUUUGCAGCAUCAUCAUGCUUAUAAAAAGCAUGAACAAUUGAUUGACCUUGUCUCAUCAAAUUAUCAGCCAUUUUCAAUGCAUUAUUGUGAAAACUAUUCACUUCUCCCACAUGAACACUCAAUCUCUUUGGAUUUUUCCAUGUAUCAAAUCCCCUUGUUACAAAUUCAUCACUUCCACCUUUAUUUUCUGUGUAAUCUCUAAACAAGUAGCAAACCAAACAAAAAGCCUUGUCUGUCUUCACACUAUAUUCCAGCCAAUCACCAUAAAGAUCAAACCAAAUUGGAUUGAAUCGUCUCAAUUUAUCUCCGGUUAGUGUUCUAGGAAAUUUGUGACCACGAGGUUGAUAAGGACCCUUAACUAAAUAUUUGCGUCUUACCUCAUCUCUUUGGUUAGGGUGAUAUUCCACAAUUCGUUUCCUAUCUGCAGGGUCCACGGGUAAAUUCUCCAAAUCAUCAUGAGAAUGAGAUGUACUUGUUGGUUUUUUUGGAAAAUAUUUUUCCAUAGAUCACCUAAUAAAAAACAUAGCAUGAAUUCAUCAAUAUAUAUUUAAAGCAAUUGAAUGAGACUAUCAAUUUAUCUAGAAUAAGAAGAAAAUCAAUAGACAAGUUUAUAUGCUAUAACACGUAAACAGAAUUUUGUCCAACGACAAGUUUUGCAUCAAUUACUUACUGUUGUUUAUAUGCUGUUUGAUAAAAAAUAA